AUGAGUCAGUCCCAAGUACAUCCAUCUCGAAAGAUCUUGCUGGUGGUUACCACCGGGGGAUUCACGCAUGCCGCUCCUGUUCUAGAAAUUGGCCGGGUCCUCGCGGACCGUGGCCACGAAAUUGAAUUUGCGACACUCGAGGGACAAGAAAGCUGGGUGGAACCCGAGUAUGACUUUGUCAACAAGAUUCAUCACUUGGGUCCCGGACCAACCGCCGUGCAACUGGAUGGUCACUAUCGACGUAUGCAGGCAUGGGAUAUCUCCAAGGGUAUCGGACAAGCCAUGGGAUCCAAAUAUCUGUUCGACUCCUUCUGGCCUCAAACCUACCAUGGUCUCAAAAAGAUCAUGGAUGAUCCCGUCACUAGACCGGACAUGAUAAUUGCGGAUUUCUUCGUCGAAGCAGCCAACGAUAUUCACUUCGAGUACAAGUUCCCAGUAGCAAUCGUCGCUCCCAAUAUGCCUUACUUCCAGUUGCCCUGUUCGUACAUCCCCGGCCAGCCAGGCUUCCAGCUUCCAGGGACCAUGACCUCCGAAGAUGCUCCGAUGUGGCUACGCAUUAUGAAUGAGAUCUUCUUAUUCCCGGAUCUUCCUGCUAUCAUACGUGCAGAAAAAUGGAACAAGAAGAUGCGAAGUGACAACGGUGUCUUUCAUCCACCUCACAAGCCCAGCAAACCAGACUAUCUCUUCUUUGUCAACUCGUUCUUUGGGCUGGAGAUCCCGCGUGAUCUACCUCCAACCGCCGCUCCUGUGGGUCCUCUCUUGAGUCCAACCUACCAGCCACUAGACCAGGAGUGUGGGGCAUUCUUGGCUAGCCAUAAAUCAGUCCUUUAUAUCGCCCUUGGGACUCAUAUCAUCCUACCCCAUAGGGAUGCUGCCAAGAUAUUGGAGGGUGCAAAUCGUCUCAAAGAGGAUGGAUUGAUCGAUGGUGUGGUCUGGGCUAUGGGCAAGACGUGUCGAGCAGACCUUGACCGCGGCACAUCCUUCCCAUUCAGAACCGGUGAUUUGAAUAAAACCACCCUGGGUGAUCUACUCGACAACAAACACCCGGAUUGGGUCUUCCCAUUUUUCGCACCUCAACGUGCCAUCCUGGACAGCGAAUCAACUAAGCUCUACUUCACCCACGGCGGCGGAUCUAGUGCCAAUGAGGGUCUUUAUCACGGAAAGCCUAUGCUAUCAAUGGGUAUAUUCUCAGACCAAAUCGCCAACACCACACGGCUCGUCGCGGGAGGUGUGGCCGAGUCAUUGAAUAAGUUUGGCUUUACAUCGGACGAGAUCUACGACAAAGCCAAGAAGAUCCUCAAAUCCGAAAACGAAACAUACGGCCAUAAUGUGCUGCGCCUGCAGCGCAUUGCUCAUGUUGCUAGUCGUCGCAAGUACCAUGCCGCCGAUCUUAUCGAGGAACUCAUGUACGACAACGAGCUACGGUUCAAAGGCGGGAAGGAAUUGCGCCCUAUGCACUUACAGACCGCCGAUAUGCGUAUGUCUGCCUUUAGAGCUAAGAACUGGGAUCUCUAUACUGUCAGUGGACUUGCUCUAGCUGCGGUUGUGGGAUCGACGUGGAUGGCUGGCCAUUUUGCGUGGCAGUAUCGUGGCCCUGUGGUCGAACAGAUUCGAUCUAUUGCACUUGCAGGUUGGGAAACUCUGAAGAAUACUUUCAACAAGUAG
Messenger RNA from Penicillium hordei, 1665 nucleotides. Its product is annotated as glycosyltransferase family 1 protein. Lineage: Eukaryota; Fungi; Ascomycota; Eurotiomycetes; Eurotiales; Aspergillaceae. The transcript is spliced from 3 exons. Bases 1 to 1665 code for a protein of 554 amino acids. The record is from RefSeq and is a predicted model, not a curated record. Gene Ontology annotation, molecular function: UDP-glycosyltransferase activity.